AUGGCUCUGCGACGAUCUCAUCACAAGUCCCGCCACGGCUGCCUGGAGUGCAAGCGAAGGCGUGUCAAGUGCGACGAGGCUCGGCCAGUAUGCACAAACUGCUCUAAAAGACAUGCAGAAUGUGAAUACGAAAGCUCUAGCUCACUCCGCUGGACAAAUGAAGAGUCACGGUCCCGUCAAACAUCUACCAUAUCAACCCCGGAGGGAUCUCAACCAGAUCCUACGUUGACGGCAGCCAACUCGUUAGGAAUCGUCGGCAGGCUUGGCGAGCACGAUGAGGCAGUUUCAUCCGGCAGUCUCAAUCUCACCGAUCUCGAGCUGAUGAUGCAGUGGUGCAACUCAACGUACCAGGUUUUGGCUCGAAAUGAGAGCACUGGUCAUGUCUGGAAGUGCUUAGUCCCCGAGGAAGCAGUAUCGCAUCCAUUUCUCAUGCAUGGUAUUCUAGCUCUCUCUGCGCUCCAUCUGGCGCGGACACGAGAUGACCAUCGCCGGCCGAUGUAUAGUGGCCUUGCGGUAGCACACCAGAAUCAGGCACUAGCGUUGUUCCGCGAGUUACUUGGCGAUAUAAAUGACACGAAUGCAAAGGCAAUGUUCUCCUUUGCGAGUGUGGUCGUGCUCUACACUUUUGCCUUUCCGCACGAACCGAAUCCAAGUAAUCCGUUUGUUUGUAUCGAUGAUUUACUUCAAAUUAUUGUCUUGAUACGUGGUGUGCAGCAGGUUAUCAACACAGCUUCUUCAUCCCUAAGUGAAAGUAAUUUCAGAGCAUUGGUAUGCACAGAAAACCACGAGCCCGUGCUAUCAGACGACGCCCGAUUAGCACUGGAAGAGCUCCUUGAAGUCAAUAAUACCUGUGGCGCUCAGGACGAAACCCACGACACAGAAAUUUACGAAGACACCAUUGGAAAACUAACAGAGGCUAUAGGCCUGCUUAAUGUGGGUCACAACAUGACCACUAUUGGCCGGUGGGCAAUCAAACUCCGGCCGAGAUAUGUGGAUAUGGUACGGGACCAUGCGCCGCUGGCUUUGGUCAUUCUUACGUACUACUGUGUGAUACUGGAUUCUCUGCACCAUCACUGGUGUCACGACGACUGGAGCGUCAGGGUCUCCAGGGCAAUCUGGAUGGUGUUGGAUGAUACAUGGAGACCUUUGGUUCGGUGGCCGAUGACGGUUAUUUUUGGACAGAGCUUUUCGAAUGAAACGUGA
Aspergillus ruber CBS 135680 is the source of this 1203-nucleotide messenger RNA. RefSeq lists its product as uncharacterized. Bases 1 to 1203 code for a protein of 400 amino acids. The record is from RefSeq and is a predicted model, not a curated record. Lineage: Eukaryota; Fungi; Ascomycota; Eurotiomycetes; Eurotiales; Aspergillaceae. Gene Ontology annotation, biological process: regulation of transcription by RNA polymerase II. Gene Ontology annotation, molecular function: zinc ion binding; DNA-binding transcription activator activity, RNA polymerase II-specific. The transcript has 2 exons.